GUCUUCCAAAGACUCGAAGAGAAGAAAAAAUGCAGGGAUUUUGUUUUUAUUCUUCAGUAGGUGGCGGAAGGUAGUAUCAGCGAAGCGGAAGGGCAUUUUCGGGAGACCUGAUCCAGGUGAUCAGUUCUUGUAAAAUAAAGGUAUACCAAUCACGAAUUGGAAAUGAAGCGAUAGUGUUGCCUCCUUGACAAAAGAGUUGAAGUUAACAAGAGCUGUGAAGCUGCCCGGAUCGAUGGCGAACGUCACAGGACAUGCCUGCCCAGCUCCGAUGAAAGCUACAUCGAAUGGAGCUUUCCAAGGGGACAAUCCUCUCGACUUUGCCCUCCCUUUGGCCAUCUUGCAGAUAUGCCUAGUGCUCGUCCUCACACGUUCUCUCGCUUUUCUUCUCAAGCCUUUGAGGCAACCUCGCGUGAUUGCAGAGAUUAUUGGAGGAAUUUUGCUUGGGCCAUCUGCCUUGGGCCGUAGCCAGAGGUAUCUGCAUGCAGUUUUCCCUCCCAAGAGCCUCACAGUCCUAGACACUCUAGCCAACCUUGGGCUGCUCUUCUUCCUCUUCCUAGUAGGACUAGAAUUGGACAUAAAGGCCAUUCGACGGACGGGAAAACAGGCCCUUGGAAUCGCUGCUGCAGGCAUCAGCCUCCCGUUUGUGCUCGGCAUUGGUUCUUCAUUCAUUCUCCGAAAUACAAUCUCAAAAGGUGUCGAUGAACCACCUUUUCUUGUCUUCAUGGGUGUGGCACUCUCUAUAACUGCCUUCCCCGUCCUCGCCCGCAUCCUUGCUGAGCUCAAGCUCCUGACUACUGAUGUGGGACGGAUGGCCAUGUCAGCUGCUGCUGUCAAUGAUGUGGCUGCAUGGAUCCUUCUUGCCCUUGCCAUCGCACUCUCUGGCUCUAGCAAUACCUCCCCUAUUGUGUCCCUCUGGGUCCUUCUCUCCGGAGCUGCGUUCGUCAUAGUUUCCAUCUAUGUACUUUGCCCAAUAUUCUCUUGGAUAGCCCGCCGUUCCCCAGAUGGUGUGCCCAUAGAGGAAACCUACAUCUGUGGUAUUCUGGCUGCCGUCCUGGCGGCCGCGUUCGUGACCGAUGCUAUUGGAAUUCAUGCCCUUUUCGGGGCCUUUGUGGUCGGAAUUCUCAUCCCCAAGGAGGGCCCCUUGGCAGGUGCUCUGGUGGAGAGGGUGGAGGAUCUUGUUUCAGGCCUCUUCCUCCCGUUGUACUUCGUCUCCAGCGGGUUGAAGACCAAUGUGGCUACCAUCCAAGGGGCCCAGUCAUGGGGGCUGCUUGUUUUGGUGAUCGUUACGGCCUGCGUGGGGAAGAUCGUGGGGACUGUUGUCGUUUCACUCGCGUGCAGGGUGCCGUAUCGUGAUGCCCUCACCCUUGGAUUUCUCAUGAACACGAAAGGCUUGGUUGAACUCAUCGUCCUCAACAUCGGCAAAGACAGAAAGGUGUUGAAUGAUCAAACGUUCGCCAUCAUGGUUCUCAUGGCUCUCUUCACAACCUUCAUCACCACACCCCUUGUCGUGGCAUUCUAUAAGCCAUUGAAGAGGUCAAGUAUUCCCUACAAGCACAGAACCAUAGAACGGGAAGACCAAGAUACCCAACUUCGUAUCUUGGCCUGUUUCCACAGCACAGGGAAUAUUCCGACGAUGAUCAAUCUCAUUGAAGCCUCGCGAGGGACCGGCCGACAUGCAGGCCUGUCUGUUUAUGCGCUGCAUCUCAUGGAGCUCUCUGAGAGGACAUCAGCAAUCCGCAUGGUGCACAAGGUGAGGAAGAAUGGUCUGCCGUUCUGGAACAAGAUGCGGGGGUCUAGCGCUGACCAUGUGGUUGUUGCCUUCGAGGCAUUCCGGCAGCUGAGCAGCGUCUCAGUGAGGCCAAUGACAUCCAUCUCUGCUCUAUCCGACAUGGACGAGGACAUAUGCACGAGCGCGGAGAGCAAGCGAGCUGCGAUCGUGAUCCUACCAUUCCACAAGCACCAAAGGUUGGACGGCACCUUGGAGACAACACGCCCCGAGUUCCGGUCAGUCAACCGGAGGGUGCUUGAGCACGCGCCAUGCUCGGUCGGUAUCCUUGUCGACCGCGGCCUUGGUGGGGCUGUCCAUGUAUCUGCUAGCGAUGUUGCAUCCUCCAUCGUCGUCUUGUUCUUUGGCGGGCCUGAUGAUCAUGAGGCACUUGCUUACGGAAUGCGAAUGGCCGAGCACCCUGGGAUCCAGCUGACUAUGGUUCACUUCAAAACCGAGGAUGGGUCCGUUGGUGACAGCAUAACGAUCGCGGUGGAUGGCGAUUCCUGCACCAAACAAAAGACUGACGAUGAGCUUGUCGCCAAAUUCCAAAGGAGGGCAAUGAAAGAUGACUCUUUUCGGUAUGAAGAGAAGGUAGUUGGGAACACAGGCGCAGUAACAGCUAUUGGAGAAUUCCAGCGGUGCAAUCUGUUUCUAGUAGGAAGGAUGCCUGAAGGGGCUGCUGCGGAGACUCUGACCAAUGUGAGCGAGUGCCCCGAAUUGGGUCCGGUUGGGAGCUUGUUAAUAUCAUCUGAAUUCCCAACGACGGCAUCGGUUUUAGUGGUUCAACAGUAUCGUGGGCAAACGACAUCAAUGGCAAUGAACUUGGUAUUUGAUGCACCUUCAACGGAAAAUGGAUUGCCGGAAAUGCAUAGCUCGGCAGAUUCGGAUAUUGACUCUACCUGAUUGUCUUUUGCAGUUCAUGAUUUGUGGUCUGUAGAUGGCAUGCGUGGCUGCUACACUCACUGCCACUGGAAAUAAAUGUUCGAAUGGAUGGUAAAUGUUUCGAUCGCCUGUUUGGGCACACCGCAUCAGUAGCUUUUUUCUGCUUAUUGCGUCAAAUAAGCUUUUAUUAUUAUUAUUAUUAUUAUUAUUAUUUUUUAAUGAAGGUUAGUUUGAUAGCUUUGUUAAAAUAAUUUUAUUAACUUAAACUUGCAACCAUAAUCUUUUUUUU
Molecule: messenger RNA, 2939 nt
Organism: Magnolia sinica
Lineage: Eukaryota; Viridiplantae; Streptophyta; Magnoliopsida; Magnoliales; Magnoliaceae
Product: cation/H(+) antiporter 18-like
Exons: 5
Coding region: 233-2671 (812 amino acids)
Biological process (GO): regulation of pH; proton transmembrane transport
Cellular component (GO): membrane; endomembrane system
Molecular function (GO): antiporter activity
Source: RefSeq, a predicted model, not a curated record